AUGUUGAGUCGCUGUAGGAAGCUGGAUUCAGGUCCAAUAAAUAAAUGGGCCGCAUUUACUUCCGGCCCUCCAUCUGCAUUGGGCGACGUUGGGGCUACGUCAUCCGAAACCCAACAAUUGCUUUAUAUUUAUGGAUGUUGUGUUCUGUUGCCGUCAGUUCCAUCAGCGGAGACGCCAGCUACUGCAGUCAAUCAGAGUCCAAACCCGAACAACCCGGCAGAGUACUGCUCCACCAUCCCCCCCCUGCAGCAGGCGCAGGCGUCUGGGGUCCUCAGCUCGCCGCCUCCCACGGUCAUGGUGCCCGUGGGAGUCCUGAAGCAACCCGGCAAUGAAGGCUCCCUGUCGCGGGACCAGAGGAGGGUUUGGUUCGCCGACGGGGUUCUUCCAAACGGAGACACAGCAGAGUCCUCCAAGCCGCCGUCCUCCGGCUCGGCGUCCUCGCAGUCACGGGUCGCCUCCACCUGCUCCAACAAGUCCGCCACGGCGGAGGCCCCCGUGGCGAGUUCGGCGGCCCAGACCCCCGUGGCGCCGGCGGGCAGCCCCGUGGGCAGCUCCCUCAGCCUGAUCCCGGAGGACGGGCUCCCUCCCAUCCUCAUCUCCACCGGAGUCAAAGGAGAUUACGCCGUGGAGGAGAGACCGUCGGAGAUCGUCCUCAUGCAGCAGCUGGAGGAGGGAGGCCCAGACCCCCUGGUGUUCGUGCUCAAUGCUAACCUGCUAGCCAUGGUCAAGCUGGUCAACUAUGUUAACAGGAAGUGCUGGUACGUGACGACUAAAGGCAUGCACGCCGUCGGCCAGGCCGAGGUCGUCAUUCUGCUGCAGUGUCUGCCCGACGAGAAAACCAUCCCCAAAGACAUCUUCACACACUUUGUGCAGCUCUACCAAGAAGCCCUAAGCGGCAACGUGCUGAGCCACCUGAGUCACUCGUUCUUCACCCAGAGCUUCCUGGGCAGCAAGGAGCACGGCGGCUUCCUCUACAUCAGCCCGUCCUUCCAGUCGCUGCAGGACCUGCUGCUGCCCAACCCGCCCUACCUCUUUGGCAUCCUCAUCCAGAAGUGGGAGACGCCGUGGGCCAAGGUCUUCCCGAUCCGCCUCAUGCUGCGGCUGGGAGCAGAGUACCGAUUUUAUCCGUGUCCACUGUUCAGCGUUCGCUUCAGGAAACCUCUAUUUGGAGAGACCGGGCACACCAUCAUGAAUCUGCUAGCAGAUUUCCGUAACUACCAGUACACUCUGCCGGUGGUGAAAGGUCUGGUUGUGGACAUGGAGGUGAGGAAGACGAGCAUCAAGAUCCCCAGCAAUCGAUACAAUGAGCUGAUGAAGGCCAUGAAUAAGUCAAACGAGCACGUUCUGGCCAUGGGGGCGUGUUUCAACGAGCGGGCCGACUCCCAUCUGGUCUGCGUCCAGAACGACGACGGGAACUACCAGACGCAGGCCAUCAGCAUCCAUCACCAGCCGCGCAAAGUUACUGGAUCCUGCUUCUUUGUUUUCAGUGGUGCGUUGAAAGCCUCGUCCGGCUUCUUGGCUAAGACCAGCAUAGUAGAAGACGGUGUGAUGAUCCAGAUCACAGCAGAGACCAUGGACUCUCUACGGCAAGCCCUGAGGGACAUGAAGGACUUCACCAUAACCUGCGGGAAGGCGGAGCAGGAGGAGAACCCAGAGCUGGUCCACAUCCUGUGGACCGAAGACGACCAGAACUUCAACAAAGGCGUCAUCAGCCCGAUCGACGGGAAAUCCAUGGAGUCCAUCACCAGCGUGAAGAUCUUCCACGGCUCCGAGUUCAAAGCCAACGGCAAAGUCAUCCGCUGGACCGAGGUGUUCUUCCUGCAGAGCGAGGACCAGCCCAGCGGGCUCAGCGACCCGGCCGACCACAGCCGGCUGGCGGAGAACGUGGCGCGGGCGUUCUGCAUGGCGCUGUGUCCGCACCUCAAGCUUCUGAAGGAGGACGGCAUGGCCAAGCUCGGCCUGCGGGUCACGCUCGACUCCGACCAGGUGGGUUACCUGGCAGGAAGUAACGGCCAGCCCCUCCUCCCUCAGUACCUGAGCGACCUGGACAGCGCCCUGAUCCCCGUCAUCCACGGCGGGGCGUGUCAGCUGAGCGAAGGCCCCGUUGUCAUGGAGCUCGUCUUCUACAUCCUGGAGAUCAUCUCCUAGGAGACACAAACACUACUUCUUCUUCUUCUUUCUUUUUUAGCACCAUCUCACAGCCUGGUCCUCCUCCUAUCCCCCUCCAACCAUUCGCGCCUCAAAAAGAACCAGAAAACUGUGCCGGUCCGGCCCGGCCCGGUCCGGGUAGCAUUCCUCCAGUCCAACCUAUGCAUCCUCCGCCGUCUGCUUCCAUCCAGAGGUGAAGCUCCGAGCAGAGAGUCUGUCCCGACCGCCACGCUGCGGCCUCCGAAGGGUUAAACUCUGAGUGACGUUCGCCGCCUCCUUCGAAUCCAGACAAGUUGGCGUCAAACUUUUGUGCAGCAAAAAUUAAUUUGUGCUGCUUUCGCUUUGAAGAUAUUAGUGGAAGUCACAUUACCCAGACACGUCAUUGGUGUCAAACGUUUGUGCUGCAAAGAUGUUCAUUUGUGCCGCUAUCAUUUUAAAGGUGUUUCCAGAGGUCGACAAAGGUCAACCAGCCUCCCAUCUUCUUCCAAUCUGACAAAAAUCAAUCAGCUCGACUUCUUUUCUGCUGCAAAAAGUUUCGUUUGUGCUGCUUUUGCUUUGGAGAUAUUAAUGAAAGUUCAAACAAAAUCAGCGUCGGAUGUUUUUUGCUGUAAAAAUUUUAAUUUGUGCCGCAAGUUUGCAGAGGUCAUCAGAGGUCAACCAGCCUCUCGCUCACAUUCACCAACUCGGCUACGUUUGUGCAGCAGAAGCUCGUUUGUGCUGCUCUGGAUUUGCAGAUAUUGCUGAUGACCCCUGGAACUUUUUUUUUUUUUUUUUUUACUAUCUUUAAAAGGAAAGCGGCACAAACACAUUGAUUCUGUUGGAUCUGGAGACGGGGGGCGAACGUCACUCCGGUUUAAUAAACUGAUCCAUCAGUUUUAUUAAAAUACAAAGAUGAACUGAGGUCAAUUAAACGCUCGUUAACGUCGUUAUGCUCCAAAUUAUUAACUUUACUAAUCCAAAUAAAAAACCCAGUUUAAAAAACAAUUAAAAUCAGAUGCCAAAUUUUAUUUAAUCUUGUGAAAUCUACAUUUAUUUUGUAGUAAUUUAUAUAAAAAUACUCGGUGUGUUGCCAAAGUGUCCAGCUUUACCACAGUACAAACUAAUUUAUGUUUUAUUAGGAUUUUAUGUGAUGGACAAACACAAAGUUGAGCAUAAUUUCAUUUUUCCCCCCCAAAAAAAAAAAAUUGUCAAUUUUUAUAGAAAUUUGAUGAUUUAGAAAUCAUCAAAUCUGGCCGCCAUAAGUUACUAUGUGGCUCCCCAAACUCGCUAGACAAGAAAAAGUAAUUAUGUGCUUAAAUAUUGUUUUAUCAAUGCAGUUUUUAUCGUUUAUCCUGCUAAAUUACAUCAAUCUGUGCUAAUGCAUAAUUGAGUUUAUUGCACAUUUUCAGCAAAACAAUUACAAAAAAGGGUUGAAGUGACCAACUCUCACCAGUAGGUGUCAGUAUUGUCCUUUACUUCAUGUCCAGUUCCAGUAGUAAAGUAAUAUUUAGCAUAAGAGCAAAUAUUUCUAAAUUGGCAUCAAAAAUUCUGCUUUUUGAUGUCAUAAAAAA
Molecule: messenger RNA, 3698 nt
Organism: Poecilia latipinna (sailfin molly)
Lineage: Eukaryota; Metazoa; Chordata; Actinopteri; Cyprinodontiformes; Poeciliidae
Gene: zfyve9a
Product: zinc finger, FYVE domain containing 9a
Exons: 15
Coding region: 1-2148 (715 amino acids)
Biological process (GO): liver development; endosomal transport
Cellular component (GO): early endosome membrane
Source: RefSeq, a predicted model, not a curated record